This is a messenger RNA of Anolis sagrei ordinatus, 1718 nucleotides long. It is a transcript of the gene IRF2, whose product is annotated as interferon regulatory factor 2. NCBI's taxonomy places the organism in Eukaryota, Metazoa, Chordata, Lepidosauria, Squamata, Anolidae. The record is from RefSeq and is a predicted model, not a curated record. Gene Ontology annotation, biological process: immune system process; regulation of transcription by RNA polymerase II. Gene Ontology annotation, molecular function: RNA polymerase II cis-regulatory region sequence-specific DNA binding; DNA-binding transcription factor activity, RNA polymerase II-specific. Gene Ontology annotation, cellular component: nucleus.
CCAUUGCAGGGAGAGAAGAAAGAGGGAGAAGAGCAGAGGAGGCUGGCUUUCCCUCCUGGAAAGGGGAAGUGAGGCUGGCUUUUCCGCCCUGCUUCCCCUCCCUCUUCCUCCCCUUGUGUUUCUCUCUCUCUGGCUGGAGGGAAGUGAAAAUGAAAUCGACUUUUCGGAGAAAUGAUGAAAGCGGCGCCGGCUGCCAAUGAGCUUCUGCGGCAAACUUCCGCACCUCUUUCUCCCCUCCUCCUCCUCCUCCUCCUCGUCCUCCUCCUCCCCGCACAAACAAGGCCUGGGAAGAAGAAGGAGGAGAAGGAGGAGAAGAAGGGGAAAGGGAAGGGGAGCCCGAGGAGCCCAGGAAGGGAAGAGGGGCGAGCCAAGGGUUUGGCUCCCCCCAAAGCCCGGCGCCCGCCUUGUUUUGCUUUCGAUCUGGAGUCACUCGAGGCGGAAUUAACUUUUAGUUUUGCUCCCGCCGCCAUCCAACCAACCCGGCCGCCUCUUUCCCUUUCCAUUUCUCGUCUCUUGGCAACCGAGGCAACCUUGAGGAAGGAAUAUUUGCACACCAUUCCGGGAAACAAUGCCGGUGGAAAGAAUGCGAAUGCGGCCAUGGCUAGAGGAACAAAUACACUCGAACAAAAUACCGGGUUUGAAAUGGCUAAAUGAGGAAAAGAAGAUUUUUCAAAUUCCUUGGAUGCAUGCAGCACGUCAUGGGUGGGAUGUUGAAAAGGACGCCCCCUUGUUCAGGAACUGGGCCAUUCACACAGGAAAGUACCAGCCAGGAGUUGAUAAAGCAGAUCCAAAGACGUGGAAGGCAAAUUUCCGGUGUGCAAUGAACUCCUUGCCUGAUAUUGAAGAAGUCAAAGACAAAAGCAUAAAGAAAGGAAACAACGCCUUCAGGGUAUACCGAAUGUUGCCAUUAUCUGAGAGGCCUAAAAAAGGAAAGAAACCCAAAUCAGACAAGGAAGACAAGGUGAAAUUAAUUAAGCAAGAACCAGAGGAGUCGUCUUACGAACUGAGUAAUGGGACAAGUCAACCAUUUUCUGAUUUCUGCUUAUCUUCCACAAUAAAAUCUGAAGUCGACAGUACAAUAAACAUUGUAGUUGUAGGAGACGCACACUUUGAGGUCGGUCCUGAUGAUCAUAUGAUAGUUUCCAAUCCUCCUGAUGUUUGUCAAGUGGUGGAAGUGACAACUGAAUGUGAUGAUCAGCCAAGCAGUAUGAGUCAACUCUACCCACUACAGAUCUCCCCAGUUUCAUCCUACGCAGAAAGUGAAACUACAGAUAGCAUCCCAAGCGAUGAAGAAAAUGCACAGGGUCAAGCUCAGUGGAAAAAGAAAAACGUUGGCAACAAGCAAUACUAUAGCAACUUGGGGAUGAGGAACUCCCCGUACCCACUUCCCGGUAUGGCUACUUUUGUGACUUCUAAUAAGCCUGACCUCCAGGUGACCAUCAAGGAAGAAAGCCGCCCACUGCCUUACAACAGCUCAUGGCCUUCUUUCCCAGAGCUUCCUCUCUCACAAAUAGUAUGUUCGGCUUCCACCAGUUUCAGCAGCAGGCCGCAGGAUCACGAGAACCGGGCAAGCGUCAUCAAGAAAACUUCAGAUAUCACUCAGUCGAGAGUCAAGAGCAGCUAAGCCACGAACCGUUAGGUUCUCGGCGAAUUCUGUAUCAUGGCUUUGAGGAACUCACUUUAACGUACAUUCGACGGAUUGAAGGAAAAAGCCUUGC